Molecule: messenger RNA, 1077 nt
Organism: Sphaerulina musiva SO2202
Lineage: Eukaryota; Fungi; Ascomycota; Dothideomycetes; Mycosphaerellales; Mycosphaerellaceae
Product: DUF791-domain-containing protein
Exons: 3
Biological process (GO): molybdate ion transport
Cellular component (GO): membrane
Molecular function (GO): molybdate ion transmembrane transporter activity
Source: RefSeq, a predicted model, not a curated record
UUCAAAAGAGAGUACUUCACUGUGUAUUUUCUUGUCGUGUCAGCAGACUGGAUUCAAGGCCCAUUCAUGUACACGCUCUACAAGGACGAGAAAAUGCUAAGCGAAGCAAUUGUCGCCUCGCUCUUCACAACUGGAUUUGUCUCAGCAGGAAUUACGGCCUCGUUUGUUGGGUCCCUCGCAGACCGCCAUGGCCGCAGACUCGCCUGCCUCGUCUUCUGUGCAGCAUACUCAUUGUCCUGUCUGUCAGUUGUCAGCGACGUUGUCCCGGUCCUCUUCAUAGGCCGAGCGUUAGGUGGCUUAAGCACGACGCUGCUUUACUCAGUCUUUGAGACUUGGAUGAUAGCCGAGUAUCAGUCCAGGAGAUUAGGAGAAAGUGACCUGACAUUGGGCUACAUGUUCAGUCAAAGCGUAACGUAUAGUGGAAUUGUGGCCAUUGUUGCGGGUUUUGUGGGCGAAGCUGUUGUUUCGUGGUCUGGAACCAAGACCGCUCCAUUCUUACUGGCGGUUGUAUGUCUGACUUGUGCUGCAGGCGCAAUCCGCCAAAAUUGGGCCGAGAAUUACGGGCAAUUAGUAGAAGAGGAGAAGGCAGCUUCGAGCUCUGCCACUGGAGUUCAGACGAUACUGCUCGAUAAGAAGAUCCUAGCACUGGGACUCGCUACGACGGUAUUCGAGGGCUCGAUGUAUCUUUUCGUCUUCUUCUGGUCGCCUGCUCUGCGUUCAGCACGAAGCGCAGCUGGCAUCACUGAGGCGCCACCCUUUGGCUUGAUUUUCAGCUGCUUCAUGUCCGCUAUGAUGCUCGGCUCCAUGAUAUUCUCUGGCAUCGACCUCAAAUCUGUGAAAGACACGGGAAGGCUCUUGCUCGGUAUUUUGACACUGGCGGCAAACUGCUUGCUUGUGCCAGUGCUGGCAUCAUCCGAGAUGGCGACCUUCUGGGGCUUUACCAUUUUUGAAGUGUGCGUGGGCAUGUACUUUCCCGCGAUGGGUAGACUGAAGAGCGAGCUGGUAGACGACGCUGUAAGGGCCAGAGUGUAUGGCGUGAUGCGUCUACCACUCAACUUGUUUGUUGUUGUGGCACUC